AUGUUCUUAAGUUAUAAUAUAAACCUGCAGUACGUGUUAUUAUUUAAGAGAAUCUGUCUAGUGUGUGCUUGUGGUGAGUGUAAUGGAGGAGGAGGAGGUACUACUGAGAGUUUACCAUCAGGAUCCAGCUCUUCAGCAGAUCCUAUAUCAGUAGCUGGAGCCAGUAGAGAAGCAACUGGAACAAACAACUCAUCAACUAGUGGCCAACAAAAUGUCCAUCAACAAUUAGAAAGUCAUAACAAUGAUUCAACUAGUGUACAGUCCCAAUUAUCAGAAGCUACUAAAUAUGCUGGACUGGUUUACUAUGAGGAAAAAGGUGUAGAGGAUCUCGUGACUUUUGCUGCAUCUAAAGAUUUGAAUGCUCUUGUUCAGUAUAUUGAGCAGAGACACUCUCAAGCAGAAAUAGGACAAAAUGUAUACUUUAGCUUUCAUCCUUCAAGAGAUUACAUUGAGUUGAAACUUGAUCAUACUCCACAGAAGUAUCCUUUUAAUGGUUGGACUAUACAAUCACACUUUGAACCAUGUGAAUUGCAUCGAUGUGAUAUUGAUAAAUUUGGCAAUGCUAGUGAUCCAAUUCCUCCGUGUUGCUUGCUAUCAGUGAACAGAUCACCUAAUGCUGUUCCUACACUGCACUACUCCAUACCACUGGAAGGUGUGGUUCGUCCUAUUACACUAUAUAUUCAUAGAUCACUGAGAACAACAAAUCCUAGUACCUCCUCCUCAUCUAAUACAAUUACUGAAGUUACUGCAGUAUCAUCCAAUGGAGGAGCUAGUGUACCAGCCAGUGUUGAUGUUAAGAGAGUUAAGAAAGUGAUCAAUGAUGUUCUAGUGUCUCACCAUGCUUCUCUUACCUCUCUUAAGACAUCUCUAUCAGAUCUUGCUAGUCAGUUAUAUACAGCUGGUCUCAUUAGUGAUGAAGUGAAAGGAACUCGCUCAAUGGACACAUUCAUCACUGAGUUCAAGGCGAGCCUUAGUUUUAAGAGGAAGUUGCCUCAAGUGGAGGAGCACUGUCAAAAGUUCUUAAGCUCAUUCAUUGCUGUAAGAGGCAGUUAUGCUGAUGCAGCAAUAGCUUUAGCUGAGGACUGGAUUGAAGCUGUUAGAAAGGAACUGGAAUUUGAUUUUAAUAUUGAUAUUGAUUCUUAAUUAUGGUUUUAUUCAUUAUUAUAUCGAAAAGAUUGUGUACAUCAUAUAUAUUUUGUGGUUUUAAUUACCAAAUUGUUUUGAGCUGAAGUGAA
Messenger RNA from Amphimedon queenslandica, 1235 nucleotides. RefSeq lists its product as uncharacterized. The record is from RefSeq and is a predicted model, not a curated record. Lineage: Eukaryota; Metazoa; Porifera; Demospongiae; Haplosclerida; Niphatidae. The transcript is spliced from 8 exons. Bases 1 to 1143 code for a protein of 380 amino acids.